AUGGGGAGAGAACAGGAGGACAACCUCGACUUUGAAAGAUUCGUCGAAGUAGGCCGUGUAGUCCUCGUAAACUAUGGACCAGACGCCGGUAAAAUAGCAGUCAUCGUAGACAUUGUAGACCAUUCCAGGGUCAUGGUCGAUGGCCCAACUACUGGCCUCCCCCGUCAAGUUCUCUCAUUCAAACGCUUGACUCUGACUCCCAUCAAACUGGACAAGGUCCCCCGUGCUGCUGGCGAAACCGUCCUAAAGGCAAUUAUUGAAAAGCAAGACUUGGUUGGCAAAUGGAGCAACACUGCCUGGGCAAAGAGACUGGAAAAGAGGAAGGUGAGGGCUACCUUGUCCGACUUUGAUCGUUUCAAGGUCAUGUUGGCAAAAAAACAAAAACGAUCCAUCAUUGGCAAGGAGCUCGCAAAGGCCAAGAAGACUGCCUCUAAAAAGUAG
Molecule: messenger RNA, 441 nt
Organism: Synchytrium microbalum
Lineage: Eukaryota; Fungi; Chytridiomycota; Chytridiomycetes; Synchytriales; Synchytriaceae
Exons: 3
Coding region: 1-441 (146 amino acids)
Biological process (GO): translation; ribosomal large subunit biogenesis
Cellular component (GO): ribosome; cytosolic large ribosomal subunit
Molecular function (GO): structural constituent of ribosome; RNA binding
Source: RefSeq, a predicted model, not a curated record